Vigna unguiculata (cowpea) is the source of this 2281-nucleotide messenger RNA. RefSeq names its product ent-copalyl diphosphate synthase 1-like. Gene Ontology annotation, cellular component: chloroplast. Lineage: Eukaryota; Viridiplantae; Streptophyta; Magnoliopsida; Fabales; Fabaceae. Gene Ontology annotation, molecular function: magnesium ion binding; terpene synthase activity. Gene Ontology annotation, biological process: gibberellin biosynthetic process. The record is from RefSeq and is a predicted model, not a curated record.
AUGAAGUUAAUCUAUUUAGCAGAAAUUGUUACUGAAGUGUCUCAGGGUAAUAUCUGGAAGGAUGAUAAUGUAGACGAGGAGAUACAGAAGAAAAUAAAAAUAGUAAAAUUAAUAUUGGAUUCGAAGGAAGAUGGAGAAAUAACAGUAUCAGCAUAUGACACGGCAUGGGUUGGUCUAGUGAAAAAAAAUGUUGGGGACACGAAUUCUCCUCAGUUCCCUUCCUGUCUUGAAUGGAUUGCGAAUAAUCAGCUGCAUGAUGGUUCCUGGGGAGAUGCUCAAUUAUUCAUUGCCCAUGAUCGUAUUCUUAACACUUUAGCUUGUGUGGUAGCAUUAAGAUCAUGGAACAUGCACCCUCAAAAGUGUGAGAAGGGAAUGCAGUUUUUUAAGGAGAAUCUGUGCAAGCUUCAGGAUGAAAACCCAGAACACAUGCCAAUCGGGUUUGAAGUUACUUUCCCUUCUCUUCUCGAUUUAGCUAGAAUUUUGGAUGUUGAAGUGCCAGAUGAUUCCCCUAUCUUGAAAAACAUCCUUGCAAUGAGAGACCUGAAGCUUAAAAAAAUACCAAGAGAGAUUCUGCACAAAGUGCCUACAACACUGCUCCAUAGUUUGGAGGGAAUGCAAAAUUUGGACUGGAAACAGCUACUGAAGUUGCAGUGCCAAGAUGGGUCAUUCUUAUUCUCUCCAUCCUCCACAGCUUAUGCUCUCAUACAAACUAAGGAUGAAAAUGCUCACAAAUACCUGGAUAAAACACUCCACAAGUUCAAUGGGGGAGUUCCUAAUGUCUAUCCGGUGGAUUUGUUUGAACACACAUGGAUCUUCGAUAGACUUGAUCGUCUUGGAAUUUCAAGAUAUUUUAAGUCAGAAAUCAAAGACUGCGUGACCUAUGUUUCAAGAUAUUGGACUGAGAAGGGUAUUUGCUGGGCAAGGAAUUCAGAGGUUCAAGAUAUAGAUGACACAGCAAUGGGAUUCAGACUACUAAGGUUGCAUGGCCACCAAGUUUCAGCCAGUGUGUUUGAGAACUUCAAGAAAAAUGGCGAAUUCUUCUGUUUUUCUGGGCAGUCAAACCAAGCUGUGACAGGGAUGUUCAAUCUCUAUCGAGCAUCUCAAGUGCUGUUUCAAGGAGAGGAGAUUCUUGAGGAUGCCAAGAACUUCUCAGUCAAAUUUUUAACUGAGAAACGUGAAGCAAAUCAGCUCCUAGAUAAAUGGAUCAUAACAAAAGAUUUACCUGGUGAGGUGAAUUAUGCUCUGGACAUGCCCUGGUAUGCUAGUUUGCCAAGAGUGGAAACAAGAUUUUACCUUGAACAAUAUGGUGGUAGCAGUGACGUUUGGAUUGGCAAGACCCUUUAUAGGAUGCCCUUCGUGAACAAUGAUGUUUAUCUGGAGCUUGCAAAAUUGGACUACAGCAUCUGUCAAGCAGUGCAUUGUGCAGAAUGGGAAAAAAUCCAAGGGUGGUACUCGGACGCAGGACUAGAGAGAUUUGGAUUGAGCAAACAGUGUCUACUAUUUGCUUACUUUAUAGCAGCAGCCAGCAUAUUUGAGCCUGAGAGAUCUCGAGAGAGACUUGCAUGGGCUAAAACUGCAGCAUUGCUCCAGACACUUGGGUCCUUCAUAAAGGAUCAACAAACUACAAAUGUUUUUGUAGAUUUGUUCAACAACAGCAUAAACGGACGAAACUUCUCCAACAAGAAGUUGAACAAGAACAAGAGAGAGGAAGAACUCCUGAAGAUUUUACUGGCAAACCUUGAUUACCUUGGGUUCGAAGUGCUUCGGAGCCAUGGUCGUGAAUUAUCCCAUUAUUUGAAUCAAGCAUGGCAGGGUUGGUUAUCAAGUUGGCAGAAUGAAGGGAACAGUUUGGGAAGAGAAGCUGAGCUGAUUGUGCAAAUCAUAAAUGUAAUGGGUGGCUAUUGGUCAGAAGAACUACAGCUCAAUCCACAGUACCAGAGGUUGGUCCAAACCACUAAUAGAGUCUGCCAUGGACUCCGUAAUUAUAAAAGCAGCAAGGCACAUGAUAGUGGCAGAGACAAGAGGAUAACAUGCAUGACUACCCCUCAAAUAGAAUCAGACAUGCGAGAACUUGUGCAAUUGGUGCUCCAAAAUUCUUCAGAUGGGGUGCACACCAAUGUGAAGAAUUCAUUCCUCACAGUGGCCAAGGGCUUCUACUACGGAGCAUAUUGUGAUCCAGAGACCAUAAACUCUCACAUUCAGAAAGUGCUCUUUGAAAAAGUUAUGUAAAUCAGUAAAAAUGUAUAUAGGAAGUGCCACUGUUCGUAAUGUUAUUUUCCGU